AUGGUGUUAGCUGAAAGAAGUAACGAUGUUCGUAACGGGAAGCGUUCGAGAGGCCCAAGCCCAAAUGGGCAUGGAAGUCCUGAUUCAAGUUCAGAGGAUGAAAACGUAGUGCCAUUUGCAGCCGAGAAAAUAAGAGUCGGUCGCGACUAUCAGGCGAUUUGCCCAGAGUUGGUUCCAGAGGAAACCAGAAAGCCAGAUGCGCUAGCAGAAAGAGCACUACUUGUUUGGUCACCUACGGCUGAUAUAUCUGAUACUAAAUUGGAUGAGUACAUAACAACAGCAAAGGAAAAAUAUGGAUAUAAUGGUGAACAAGCUUUGGGUAUGCUUUUUUGGCACAAACAUGAUCUCAACCGGGCGUCCAUGGACUUGGCAAACUUCACACCAUUCCCCGAUGAGUGGACGGUCGAAGAUAAGGUGUUGUUUGAACAGGCAUUCCAGUUCCACGGCAAGAGCUUUCACAGGAUACGUCAAAUGCUGCCAGAUAAAUCCAUAGCAUCUCUGGUCAAAUAUUAUUACUCCUGGAAGAAAACGAGAGCUACAACUUCCCUUAUGGAUGUGGUCAGUGAUGGUCGUAAUGCAACUGCAUCAGGUACUGCCAAGAAAGAUUCAUCAGCCGGCUCUGAACCUGGCGGCUCUGACAAGGAAUCAGAUAAUGAUGAAAAGGGCGACGGUGGCGACAGUGCCGGCAAAUGGUGCACUGUGUGCGGAAUUCUGUGCUCCCAGACAACGCCGCACAACUCGCAGAAACUUUGCCAGGCAUGCCUCGCGCACGCCAGACGCACGGGCACUAUGAGACCGCUGUGCGGGCCGUCGGGGCGGCGCGGGCCCGGUUCUAAACAAGUCCGUUACAAGCAUCGCUUACCGAGGGGCAUAUACAUCAAUCACGAUGAUCUCGUUGCCAUGGCGACCGGCCCGCAACCCGGGGACGCGCCCCAACCAGGACUCGUUAACCAGGGCGAGGCAAUGCUCAAAGCGAUGGACAGGGAAAUUAUAUCACUCAAGCGACAAGUGCAACAGAACAAGCAGCAGCUCAGCGCUAUGAAACGUAAAGUGGGAGAUGCAGGUGUUGAAGAGUACAGGCCUGGAGAGCCGCCGGCCAAAAUCAAUUCUCGCUGGACCAACGAAGAAUUACUUAUGGCGGUCACCGCUGUACGAAAAUAUGGUAAGGAUUUCCAAGCAAUCGCCGAAACGUUAGGCACAAAGACGGAAGCGCAUGUCCGAACAUUCUUCAUUUCGUAUCGGAGGCGGUAUAACCUGGAUGCGGUGUUGCGAGAACACGAGGCCGACCGCGGUAACGCCAACCAUAUACAAGCUGGCACGACUGGCACAGACGCAGCAGAGAACAAUGAAGAAAGCAACAAUGCCAACAAUGGCACUGGUGGUUCUCCUAAGGGCACCGCCAGUAAAGAUGAGAAGACCGAAGUAGACAGUGAGGGCGUGUCUAUCGGGGCCUCUGCUGAACAGGGCGGAGCACCUACCACCCCGCCCAAACAGAAGACUUCCAAGUGA
Messenger RNA from Leptosia nina, 1509 nucleotides. The record is from the annotation of a GenBank genome assembly. Lineage: Eukaryota; Metazoa; Arthropoda; Insecta; Lepidoptera; Pieridae.